This is a messenger RNA of Ceratitis capitata (Mediterranean fruit fly), 1646 nucleotides long. RefSeq names its product delta-aminolevulinic acid dehydratase. The transcript has a single exon. Gene Ontology annotation, cellular component: cytosol. Gene Ontology annotation, molecular function: porphobilinogen synthase activity; zinc ion binding. Lineage: Eukaryota; Metazoa; Arthropoda; Insecta; Diptera; Tephritidae. Gene Ontology annotation, biological process: heme biosynthetic process. Bases 235 to 1221 code for a protein of 328 amino acids. The record is from RefSeq and is a predicted model, not a curated record.
CAUUGCGAAUGUGGAGCACCAUCAGCGACUAUAUACACAAACAUACAUACGUACAUACAUACAUAUAUUCGGUUUGCAAAGUCACGCAUUCGUCCAUUUGAAAUCAAAAUUUUAAAGCAUGGUGCACACAAUACAAUACAGACAUUGUGCUUAGAUAAUCAAUAAAAUAAUAAGCUUUUGGCUCUUUGGAAAGUUAGGUUGUUUGUUAUUCGUAAGCGGACCCUUCUGUACAAAAUGGAAAGAAAAUUACAUAGCGGUAUUCAUCAUCCUACUUUGCGUAUGCUGCAGGAAUCGGGUUGUGAAAUAACACCACAUAAUUUGAUGUAUCCAGUGUUUUUGAUUGGAGAAGACGAUGAAAUCGAACCUAUAAAAAGCAUGCCUGGUCAAUCGCGUAUGGGAGUAAAUCAAUUGCGAAAAUUUAUCGAACCAUUAAUAAGCAAAGGGCUUUCUUCAGUACUUCUCUUCGGCGUUGUAGAUUCUAGCUUGAAGGAUGAUCUUGCUACCAAUGCUGAUUCAGCUAUAAAUCCAGUAAUUAGAGCUUUGCCGUUGUUAAGGAAGUGGUUUCCAAAUCUCUUGAUUGCGUGUGAUGUAUGUUUAUGUCCAUAUAUGAAACAUGGUCAUUGUGGAAUACUUGGUGAAAAUGGACUUUUGAACGCCCAAAGUAUUGAUCGGUUGGCAGAGGUAGCUGUUUCUUACGGACGAGCUGGAGCGCAUAUUGUUGCACCUUCAGAUAUGAUGGAUAAUCGCAUUCGUGCAAUUAAAGAGGCAUUAAUAGCGGCAAAUUUGGAAAACAGAGUAUCAUUAUUGUCAUAUUCGGCUAAAUUUGCGUCAAAUUUUUAUGGUCCCUUCCGUGACGCUGCAAAGUCUGCGCCGGCGUUCGGAGACCGGCGUUGCUAUCAACUUCCAAGUGGAUCCAAAGGACUGGCUAUUAGGGCUGUUCAUAGAGAUGUUAUGGAAGGAGCCGAUAUGUUAAUGGUUAAACCGGGUAUGCCAUAUCUGGAUAUAUUACGUCAGACAAAGGACACAUACCCUAGUCAUCCACUAUACGUAUACCAAGUUAGCGGAGAAUAUUCUAUGCUUUAUUUUGCUGCUCAAAACGGAGCAUUUGAUCUGAAAGACGCUCUAAUGGAGACAAUGAAAGGAUUUCGUCGCGCAGGUGCUGACUGCAUCAUAACAUACUUCACACCAACUCUGCUGGAUAUUUUACUGGAGUUGAAAUAACAUUGCUCAACAAGGAAAAUUUUGCCGACGUCAGUUUUUACAAACAAUAUUUGGCUAUCUUGGGCAAGAGCAGAAUAUAGUUACUCUACAUUUUGUAGCUUACCUUUAUUUAUAUGGUGACAGAUUUUAAAGUAUGUAACCUACUUUUCUUAGACCCUCGCAAAAUCUAUUUUGAAUGUUUUGUUUGUAAAUGUGUUGAUUCCUACCAUUCAGACUCAGAUGGUUGUCUUGUGAAUACAUUAAUUGUUGUUUUAUAUACAUAUGUUUAAGUAAUUAUUUAUAUCUGCCGAAGCUACUUAAAAUUUUCUGGUCUCGGUAAACAAUUUAAAGUGUUUUCAAUAAGAGCGUACUAUAAUUUGGUAAUGGUGCCUUAUGAUAAAUAAAAAUGAGCACAGCUAAAUUUUCCAAUAAAAUAAAACAGUAAC